Amoebophrya sp. A25 is the source of this 2616-nucleotide messenger RNA. NCBI's taxonomy places the organism in Eukaryota, Dinophyceae, Syndiniales, Amoebophryaceae. The record is from the annotation of a GenBank genome assembly.
AGCCGGUUAGUUUUCACCUCUAUCCCUACUAGGCUUAUCCCUUCAAACAAACUGACUCUAAUUCUAAAAAUAGGUAUAGCAUCUUCUUGAAGUUGAACAAGUCCAUGGUGACUUGUUCAAGGUGGGUCAAAGAAUGCUAUCGCCUUCGUUCAUUUGCCUCUGGGGCGCUGGUUUGUUCUUCCGACUGGUUGACGGGGAAGAGGACCAACAUCAUCAUCCAGAGAGCGGGGAUGCUGUUGCGUCCGUUGCGACCGAGGUCGAAGAACAUGAGUCUCCGCUUGUUUGCUCCCUAGCAGUAACGGAUGACCUGCAUCCAGGGUUCUUCGCGAACUUUGGAGAGUGGCAGAAACGAUAUGGCAGAGAUAGCCAGUCCCUGUCCCGACACUUCUACCAGGAGACAUUUGUGGAGAAGCUGUUGUUGCAAGUACAAGUGCAGCAAGGAGUAGGAGAUGGAGGACAGCAGCAGCAGCAGCAGCUCUCUCCGCGGAGUAAGGUAACCGACGAAAAUGUCCAGCACUUUCGAGAUGCCGUUGAGCGCUGUCCUGCAGCAGUGUUGGAGAUCAUGAUGAAUGGGAUCCUGUACCUAGAUACGCAUCAUUCGAGGCACAAGGCGGCGGCGUUUUUGACGUAUAUCUUUCGCAUUCGGGAUUUAGUUGUGUGGCGACUGAGGAGGACGAUUGGCUUGAGCAACGCUUAUGCAGGAUGUUGGAGAUGAAUAUGUCAUUAGUGUUUAUGCUAUUGAAGAAAUGUCUAAGCCUAAGGUUAUUAGUAGAGGUGUAGUGACUCGAACUGCUUGUCGUUCUACGCUUCAAAUAUCUAAGAUAUUGAAGGAGUCGAGUCCGUAGAAGCCUACAAUUACGAGACUCUUUUCGGCUGGCCCGAGCCUCAAAGCGUCGUGCCUGCGUUUUCACGACCUAACGGCGAGUUACUCUCCGAUGACGACCUGCUCUACCAAGUUCGCAACUUGGAACGGCUGAUGCGAGAGUGGUCAGUCGACAUUGCCUACGUCUACCCAAAGCUGUUUGGUGUCAACGGCGAACGACUCGGUCCGCUCUACGGUGGUGAGGAUACGAGUUCGACACUGAGUGUGCUGAGCGUGGAGGAGCGUAAGCCGCCAGGGAUUAUCGAAGACGAAGCUUUAGUUCUUCCUUCGUCCACGAGCAGGAGCACGGAGAUAGUUAGUACAAGAACUUCAACUUCAAGAACUUCAAGAACUCCAGCGACUACUACAGACGAAGACAAGAACAUCUGUCUCGGCCAGAAAGUGUACGUCUACGAAGCGCAAGAGCUGUUGCAUCCGUCUCUCCAUACGCCGAGCUUGCUAAGCUGUCUGCAAGGCCAGUGGGGAACGGAGGUGCUGAUGAAAUCGUUCUUUGAUCGGUCCGAUUGCAGAACCUUGGACCCCGAAAAAGCCGAUUGGUUCUAUGUGGGGAUCUACGGGACUUGCCGUUAUGUAAAGCUAAACGAAGGAGUGGUCGAUGAAGGAGCGGUGAUGAAAGACAUGGACUACCUGAGCUCAAAGUACAUCUACGAACCCUUGUUGACGAUGUUGAGACGUUCGAAGUACUAUCACCGAAGGCAAGGAGCGGAUCACAUCUUCCUCUUUGCAGAUGGACAAGGACCGAGAAUAUUCGAUUCAUGUAUGGCACAACUUGAUGAUCGAAUUUACAAUCUCUCAUUUUCAACAAUGAUCGUUGAGCUAGAUAAUCUGUAUUUCGUCCGAGGUACUUACUUAUAUUUGUUCUAGUCUUGUUCUAUUCUGUGUCGCUGUCUUCUAUUCUGCCUAGUCUUGUUCUAUUCUGUGUCGCUGUCUUCUAUUCAAGAACACGCUCUUAAUACAACACGAGAUCUGGCGCAGCGAUUCCGUGUUUCUUUCGCCCGAGGUGACCUGUCCGACUUGGAGCGAGAAAGUGCGGAAGUACGUGGACGUGAAGAAGUGCCUCUCUGUUCCGUGGAAAGACGUCGUGAUUCCAGGACACACUGAUUACGCCAGGAUGCAGUACAUGCGAAAGCAUGACAAGCCAACGAGCGAACGCGGGAUGCUGAUGACCUUCCACGGUCGGGCACCUGGAGGGCAUCAGGCAUACGGAGAUUGCGAAGUGCGUGGCAAAGUGAUGGAACUAGCACGAUUCCCAGGCGUCGACGUCGGCGGUUUUGUGACCGAUUAUCUGGAGCGAAAAGGCGACUCGCAUUUUUGUCUAGUUCCUGGCGGCACUUCUCCGUGGACAAACCAUUUGUACGAGAGUCUCUUCUGCGGCUGCAUUCCGGUCAUUCUGUCCGACGACUACCAGGUCGCUUUUCGAAAAGAGCUCCCUUGGGAUCUCUUUAGCAUCAAAUGGCCGGAAAAGCUAGUUGACGGUCGUCUCUAUCGCCAUCUACAUGACCUGGCGAUGUAUGAGCCAGACCGUGUACGGCAACUGAAGAAUGCGGGUCGAAAAAUGAGCUGUUUCUUCGAUUGGUACUCCGUUUCUCCGUCUUGUAGCCCGUUCACAUUGCUGUUGCGGCGGUUGCGUCAUUUGCUCAACAGACGACAAGCGGAUGAGCAAGAUAACUGGCAAAAACAAAUGCGGAAGUACUUGCUGGUGGGAAAUGAACAAGAUCAGGAAGAGAGUGGUA